Mytilus californianus (California mussel) is the source of this 1320-nucleotide messenger RNA. RefSeq names its product neuronal acetylcholine receptor subunit alpha-3-like. Gene Ontology annotation, cellular component: neuron projection; synapse; postsynaptic membrane. The transcript is spliced from 2 exons. Gene Ontology annotation, biological process: chemical synaptic transmission; monoatomic ion transmembrane transport; regulation of membrane potential. The record is from RefSeq and is a predicted model, not a curated record. The coding region runs from base 127 to 1314 and encodes 395 amino acids. Gene Ontology annotation, molecular function: transmembrane signaling receptor activity; acetylcholine-gated monoatomic cation-selective channel activity. Lineage: Eukaryota; Metazoa; Mollusca; Bivalvia; Mytilida; Mytilidae.
GAUUUAUUAGGGAGAGGUGCGAGCAUAUUAGUCAAGUUAUUAUAUCCUGGCGGCUGCAAGGUGUGUGAGGCAAGGAAAACAACGUUUGAAUAAGUAGACUGAAACAAGUGACAGGAUCUGGAGAAAAUGUGGUCCACUAAAAGAUUAUUAUCAUUUGUGAUUUUGAUUUUUGUCUGCAGGACUGUAAACUCUGCCACAGACGCUGAUUUUAGAGAUGUACUGACGGAACUAUUCACAACGAGGUCAUACGACAAAAUCGUACGACCAAUAACUAACCAAUCGGAACCUGUUGUUGCUUUGGUCGAAUAUUUUCUGUAUGGACUAAAUGAUGUAAACGAAGUCGAGCAAAAAAUGACCACAACUGGAUACAUUGAAGUUUCUUGGAAGGAUGAAUUCUUGUCAUGGGAUCCAAAUUUAUAUGGUGGUUUAUGGUAUAUAUACGUACCUCAGGGAAAAGUAUGGAAACCCGAUAUUUCCCUUGGAAACGGUUUCAAAGACCUUAAAGAACUUGGUUCAGAUUUUAUCCAAGUAUAUAUAACGUCUGAUGGAUAUGUACUUUGGAAGCCAUUUCAAAUUUUUGAAUCGAAAUGUAACCUUGACCCCACUUAUUUUCCAUUCGAUAAACAGACUUGUAAUUUAGAAUUUGUCGUCUGGAGUUUGGAUAUUGAUGACGUCAUGUUGCUUGUAGGUUCCGAUGGAAUCAACAUGAUGGAAGCUAUGGAAAGUAAUGGACAAUGGGAUGUUGUAUCCUCUAGUUCGUCCGAUGAAACGGUGUCAGUGGAAACGAAAGUCAUUUUUUCCAUAAGAAUGAAACGCAAACCGUUAUUUAUCGUUAUGAACAUAAUAAUACCAAUAAUUCUUCUUUCCAUCCUUAAUAUAUUCACAUUCCAGAUUCCGGCUGACUGUGGAGAAAGAAUGGGGUAUACAAUUACCGUUUGGCUCUCUUUUGCUGUAUUUCUUACAAUAGUGAGCGCUUCUUUACCAAAAAGUUCCGAUACCAUUCCUGUCAUUUCUAUUUAUAUCAUGGUACAACUUGGAAUAGGAACAGCAACAGUCCUUGUAUCAGCUGUUCAAUCUAGAUUCGUCUCAAGAUCGGACGAUAAACCUGUGACGGCAUGGUUAAAACGGCUUACACUCAUUGGACGAUCGAAAGUCGAAUCAAAUGCCGUUAAAAAGGUGAAAAUUGGUGACGACGACAAAGUGAAUUGGAAAAGUGGUAUCGCUGCAUUAGAUGUACUAUUCUUUUGGUUAUUUUUCAUCCUACUUGCUAUUUCCACUUUCGUUAUUUUGAUGAUUUCAGCCUUCAUGCAGUAAUUAAUA